GGCGGGUCGACAGACCUUCCCAUCGCCAUCUACGCCGACGACCACAACAGUCGAACGCGAACCUCGGGCUGUUGGCAGCUGAGUCGUUGGGUUCUCAGCAACUAUCCUAAAGCGCCUGGCCUCUACCUGGGCUGUGUCCGGAGGGCACUCGUCUGUCGUAUCGCCGGCAAUCCGAUUCAUGGUAUAGAUGCCCAGGGCAUUCCAACAAUUACCCUACCACGACAUAUAUGAGACGCUCCGGCAGGCUAGCGUGAAUACCGCAUAGGUUCUUCUAUCCGACCACAUCAUCCUCCCGUUCGACCCACCUCGCUUACGACCAUGGCGACCUACUUUACUCCUCGUCCGCAACUCUCGUCGUCCCAUAAUGCGAAUCCUCCACCACAGGAGACUGGACGGCGGAGCCUACCAAACCUGGACCUUACAGUCAAUGAUCAUUCCAUCUAUAUCUUCCCCGAUCCCGCCGCCGAACUUCCGAGCCCCGCGUCUGCCCUCUUCUCUCCGGCUACGUCUUUCGAUGCCUCAUCGCCGUCUAUAUUCUCGGUAUCUUCGCGCUCGCGAUCACAACGUCGCGUGCGCCACCACGCGUCCAGCUUCUCCACGCAGUCAGGCCGCAGUCCGAGCAUUGGCCAAGCGAGCUCUGGCUCGCCCCGUACCCAUUCCUACUUUGUCGUCGAUAACCCAUCUCCCAUCUCGCCGACCUAUUUCAGUGUAGAGAAUGACCCCGACGUCGGUGAAGUCUGGGAUGGACUGCAUUCCCCACUUGACGAUGAAGCGUCCAGGGAACUCGAGGAACGUGUUGAGCGUGUGAGUCGCUGGGACUUCGACUCGCGCCUCCGGCAGUUCGUCGAGCGCGCCGCGGCGGCGUCCAUACCUGCACAAGAGCGCCGCAGGCGCCUCGCUCCCCUCCGCACGCGUACUCGCACGAGCUCCCAGAGUUUGACGAGUAAUAGCCUAGCCUCUUCACGCCCAACGCGUGCACGGUCAUCAUCUACUCGUGCACGCGCGCCUUCUCCCUCCCCCCAGCCGCGCAUCCGCAUCCCGUUCCUGUCCUUCUUCGCAGGGCUCCUCGCGCUCGACCUUGACGAUCCUGCUCUCCGUCUGCUUACCCAGUCUGCACCCGCAGACGCUGACUCCAUCCUCUUUCCCGGCCACUCCGCCACGCGUCUUCUGCAGUCUCUUGAUGGGGACAGAUACACGCCUCCGUCAUCUCUAUCUUCCCCCGAUUCAGAUGAGGAGACGAAGUCGGUGCCUGUUCAUGGCUUUGCAAAGCUGCUCUCGUCCGCGAAUGAUCCAUCUGGGGCCGCCUUGCGCUCUCUUCGUGCAGGGCUCGCUAUGGCAUCGCUACCCAGCGAGCUCGUUGCAAGCGUGCCCGGAGCGCGUGGUCUCGCCGGGCUGUGGCGCGCUGUAGGUGAGGUAUAUGCGCGUGGCGGGCAGGCCUGGAGGGAGGUGUGGGUUGGCAGUUGAAACAUCGCACCAUGUCCAGAAUUCUUUCCUUGGAACGUUGGUGUACGUUUGUGGUAGUUUGAUAUUGGUUGCGUCCUGUGGCCCAUCGCUGUAUCGCAUAGUAUCACGGACUGCGCUCUCCGACCGAUGGACUAUGUCCUAUUUCUCGCUUCGGACUCUGGAUCUCGAUGUGUGUCCCCAUCGACUCGCUAGCUGUAUCAUAGAGAAUCUGGAGGAGGUGUAUGCUCACAGUUGACCGCUGCCACGGAAGUAUGUACGCUAGUAGUGUUGAAUAAUAAUAUUUACAGCUC
Molecule: messenger RNA, 1754 nt
Organism: Postia placenta MAD-698-R-SB12
Lineage: Eukaryota; Fungi; Basidiomycota; Agaricomycetes; Polyporales; Adustoporiaceae
Exons: 2
Coding region: 319-1464 (381 amino acids)
Source: RefSeq, a predicted model, not a curated record